AUGGCCACCCAGAGCGAGAGCAAGCUCGAGGCCGGCCCCAAGCCGACCCCCGUCUACACGGAGCAUGGCGUCUAUACGCCUCAGGUCGAGCUCAUCGAGGCUGCCGUCGCCGCCAGUGACGCCGAGGCCCUGCUCUCCCGCAAGGAGCUCUUCAACCGCUACUGGCCUGCUGCCGUCUACAGCAUGCUUCUCAGUCUCGCCCUCGUCAUGGAGGGCAUGGACGUCGGUCUCAUCAACAACUUCUUCGCCCACGACGCCUACCUCAAGAAGUUCGGUUGGCCUGACGCCACCGGCAAGCUGCACAUCUCGGCCAAGUGGCAGGGCGCCAUCGGUGCCGGCAACAACUGCGGCUCCAUCAUCGGUCUCCUGAUCAACGGUUACCUCCAGGCCCGCUACGGGUCCCGCAAGGUCUACAUGCGUCGGCAUGCUCGUCGCCGGCAACGUCAUCUGCGGCAUCCCUGGGGCAUCUUCCAGACCCUCACCACCGCCUACGCCGCCGAGAUCUGCCCUGCCGCCAUGCGCGGCUACCUGACGGCCUGGGUCUCCAUGUGCUGGGGUGCCGGCAGCUUCCUCGCCACCGGCGUCCUCCGCGGCUCCCUGAACCUCAAGGGCGAUGCCGGCUGGCGCGUCCCCUACGGCCUCCAGUGGGUCUGGGUGCCCCCUCUGCUGCUCGUCGGCUUCCUCGCCCCCGAGAGCCCCUGGUACCUCAUCCGCCGCAACCGCAUCGAGGAUGCCGAGAAGAGCCUGCGUCGCCUGGCGCGCGAGGGCCACUACACGGAGCAGUCGAUGGCCGAGACCCUCGCCCUCAUGAAGCACACCAACGAGAUGGAGAAGAUUGAGUCGGCCGAGGCCAGCUACAAGGACUGUUUCUCCGGCACCAACCUUCGUCGCACCGGCAUCAUCUGCAUGGCCUGGCUCAUCCAGAUGCUCAACGGCCAGUCCAUCACCGCCUACGCCGCCAUCAUGCUGCGCUCCAUCGGCAUGAGCGCCACCAUGGCCUUCAACUACAACAUGGCCAUCCAGUCGGUCAACAUUCUCGCCACCGGUAUCGCCAUUGUCCUCAUGGGCAAGAUCAACCGCCGCGCCUUCUACCUCUUCGGAUCCGGCGGCAUCGGCGCCUGCAUGCUCGUCAUCGGCAUCAUGGGCUUCGCCACGAGCAGGAAGAACAGCGCCAUCCCCGUCGCCGCCUUCCUCAUUGUCGUGCAGUGCAUCUUCAAGGUCUCCCUCGGCCCCACCACCUAUGUCGUCGUUGGCGAGACCUCGUCGAGCCGUCUCCGCGCCCAGACCAUCGUGCUCGGCCGUGCCGUCUACGUCGCUUGCGGUAUCGUCGUGCAGCAGGUCAACCCUCGCAUGCUCAACGCGACGGCCGACGCCUGGAACCUCGGCGCCAAGACGGGCAUGGUCUACUUCUGCCUCUGCUUCGUCUGGGUCUUCUGGAUCUUCUUCUUCCUGCCCGAGACCAGGAACAGGAGCUUCGCCGACAUUGACUACCUCUUCCAGAAGAAGGUCAACGCGCGCAAGUUUGCCACGACGCCUGUCGAUUUGUUCGAGUUCACGCAGCCCGACAGCAAGGAGAAGCUCGAGUACGUCGAGCAGGUCGAGUCGGCUGGAGGCCGUGAGCUUCGCUAG
Molecule: messenger RNA, 1629 nt
Organism: Verticillium alfalfae VaMs.102
Lineage: Eukaryota; Fungi; Ascomycota; Sordariomycetes; Glomerellales; Plectosphaerellaceae
Product: alpha-glucosides permease MPH2/3
Exons: 3
Coding region: 1-1629 (542 amino acids)
Biological process (GO): carbohydrate transport; transmembrane transport
Cellular component (GO): membrane
Molecular function (GO): carbohydrate:proton symporter activity
Source: RefSeq, a predicted model, not a curated record